Messenger RNA from Candoia aspera, 539 nucleotides. RefSeq names its product thioredoxin like 4B (gene TXNL4B). Gene Ontology annotation, biological process: mRNA splicing, via spliceosome. Lineage: Eukaryota; Metazoa; Chordata; Lepidosauria; Squamata; Candoiidae. The coding region runs from base 40 to 489 and encodes 149 amino acids. The record is from RefSeq and is a predicted model, not a curated record. Gene Ontology annotation, cellular component: U5 snRNP; spliceosomal complex; U4/U6 x U5 tri-snRNP complex. The transcript is spliced from 3 exons.
UCCAGGGAAAGGAUUUCGCCCGCUGACUUGUCAGCCGGCAUGAGUUUCCUACUUCCUAAAUUAAACAGCAAAAAAGAGGUGGAUGAGGCGAUCAAGGCCGUGGCGGAGAAAGUCCUGGUCCUUCGCUUUGGUAAAGAUGAAGAUCUUGUCUGCAUGCAGCUGGAUGACAUUCUCGCAAAAACAUUUCAUGACUUGAGUAAAAUGGCUGCAAUUUAUUUGGUGAAUGUAAGCAAGGUCCCAGUGUACACCCAGUAUUUUGACAUUAGUUAUAUUCCAUCAACUGUCUUCUUUUUCAAUGGGCAGCACAUAAAAGUGGACUAUGGAUCUCCAGACCAUACCAAGUUUGUGGGAAGCUUCAAAACAAAACAAGACUUCAUAGAUUUGAUUGAAGUAAUCUAUCGUGGAGCAAUGCGUGGAAAACUCAUUGUACGAAGCCCAAUUGAUCCAAAGAAUAUUCCUAAGUAUGAACUUCUCUACCAAGACAUUUAAAUGCUCUUACUGGAAAUAAAUGAAAAUUGGAAUGUGCACAUCCUAAGACU